This is a messenger RNA of Mesorhabditis belari, 1254 nucleotides long. The record is from the annotation of a GenBank genome assembly. Lineage: Eukaryota; Metazoa; Nematoda; Chromadorea; Rhabditida; Rhabditidae.
AUGUACUCUUCCCCAUCAGUCUCCUCUCAUCACAAUUCGUGUUCUCCGAAUUCGGAGAUCGGUGAAAGCAAAACGAAUCUCAUCAUCAAUUAUUUGCCGCAAACGAUGAGUCAAGAAGAGGUUCGAUCCCUGUUCGCAUCGAUUGGUGAAAUUGAAUCGUGUAAACUCGUUCGUGACAAAAUGACAGGCCAAAGUCUCGGUUAUGGUUUUGUUAACUAUAUUCGAGAAGAAGAUGCAAUCAAAGCAAUGGCUUCAUUUAAUGGUUUGAGACUACAAAAUAAAACGAUUAAAGUUUCCUAUGCUCGUCCAUCAAACGAAUCGAUUAAAGGCGCAAAUCUUUAUGUAUCGGGCAUUCCGAAAUCGAUGACACAAAAGGAAAUGGAGGGAAUCUUUCGACCAUUCGGACAGAUUAUCACAUCGAGAAUUUUAUCGGAUAAUAUUACUGGCCUAUCGAAAGGAGUUGGAUUUGUUCGCUUUGACAAGAAAGGAGAAGCCGAUAUUGCGAUUCAGACUCUUCACGGCACAACCCCGUCUGGAUGCACUGAACAGAUCACGGUCAAAUUCGCGAACAAUCCCGCGACAAAUUCGCACAAAAAUGCGCUUGCUGAUGUGACUGCGGUGGCUCAAGUGGCGUCGAAUUUGAUGCCAUUAGCAUUGCUGAAUCAAGCGGUUAGUGGUGGACGAAGAUUGGCAACAGCUGGAGGCCCGAUUCAUCAUACAACGACAAAUGGACGAUUCAGAUAUUCUCCAUUAGCAGGCGUUGCCCCAGCCGCUGCUCCGGCUCAAGACAUUUUCACGGCAAGCGCUCUCAUGCAACUCGCCGCCGUCUCUCCUCAAACAGCCUCAGCGCUGCAGUGCAGCUAUGAGGGUGAUCUGGCGGCGUUUCAAUGGGGCACAAUUCCAACAAUGACCGCAGCCACAGCCGGCUAUCCAACAAUGGCUCCAUUACAAGCUGGUGGAUUGGAUCUAUCGACAGCCAAUGCUGGUUUUUGCCUUUUCGUUUACAAUUUGGGUCCAGAAGUCGAGGAUUCAACUUUAUGGCAAUUGUUUGGGCCGUUUGGUGCAGUGGCUAGUGUUAAGAUAAUUCGAGAUUUCGCCACUGGGAAAUGCAAGGGUUACGGCUUUGUGACAAUGGUCGGAUAUGAAGAGGCGAUAAAUGCAAUCGCCGCAUUGAAUGGAACCGCUUUACAAGGCAGAACAUUACAGGUUUCAUUCAAAAAUGCGAAUGGAGAGACGAGUUUGGUCAAAUAUAGC